Molecule: messenger RNA, 2801 nt
Organism: Gigantopelta aegis
Lineage: Eukaryota; Metazoa; Mollusca; Gastropoda; Neomphalida; Peltospiridae
Product: cleavage and polyadenylation specificity factor subunit 3-like
Exons: 17
Coding region: 72-2156 (694 amino acids)
Biological process (GO): mRNA 3'-end processing by stem-loop binding and cleavage
Cellular component (GO): mRNA cleavage and polyadenylation specificity factor complex
Molecular function (GO): 5'-3' exonuclease activity; RNA endonuclease activity; RNA binding
Source: RefSeq, a predicted model, not a curated record
AAUACACGUAUUCUCGCCGGAAAGAACAAUUUGUACACAAAUGAAAACUGGAUGCUCUUAUAAAGAGGAGCAUGUUAGAACAGAAGAACAACAUGUCGGCGAAAAGAAAAGCGGAUUGUCAGGUGCCGGCUGAAGAAACCGAUCAGCUCACGAUUAGACCGCUAGGGUCAGGACAGGAAGUAGGUCGAUCAUGUCAUCUUUUGGAGUUCAAGGGCAAAAGAAUAAUGCUGGAUUGUGGGAUCCACCCUGGAAUGAAUGGAUAUGCAUCUCUGCCGUUUCUUGACCUGGCAGACGUUGAAGACAUUGACUUGCUUCUCAUUAGCCAUUUUCACUUGGAUCACUGUGGUGCUCUGCCCUAUCUGUUGGAGAAGACAGCAUUUAAAGGGCGAUGUUUCAUGACACACGCUAGCAAAGCCAUUUACCGAUGGCUGCUGUCUGAUUACGUCAAAGUCAGUAAUAUAGCCACAGAAGAUAUGCUGUAUGCUGAAAAAGAUAUUGAAAGCAGCAUGAAUAAAAUAGAAACAGUGAACUUUCAUCAGGAGACUGAUGUGAAUGGUAUUAAGUUCUGGUGCUACAAUGCUGGUCAUGUGCUUGGUGCAGCCAUGUUUAUGAUAGAAAUAGCUGGUGUUAAGGUUUUAUACACUGGAGACUAUUCUCGACAAGAAGAUCGGCAUUUAAUGGCAGCAGAGAUUCCGAACGUCCGUCCUGAUGUUGUUAUAAUUGAAUCUACAUAUGGUACUCAUCUGCAUGAAAACCGUGAAGACAGAGAACUCCGAUUUACUGGUCUAGUUCACGAUAUCGUCAACAGAGGGGGUCGGUGUUUAGUUCCAGUGUUUGCUCUAGGAAGAGCUCAAGAAUUGUUGUUAAUUUUAGAUGAGUACUGGAGUAAUCAUCCUGAACUUCACGACAUUCCGAUAUAUUACGCCUCGUCCCUUGCGAAGAAGUGCAUGACUGUGUACCAGACUUACAUCAACGCCAUGAAUGAGAAGAUCCGACGCCAGAUCUCCAUCAGCAACCCGUUUGUCUUCAAACAUAUCAUCAACCUAAAAAGUAUGGAACAGUUUGAAGACAUUGGUCCAUCUGUGGUGCUAGCGAGUCCUGGAAUGAUGCAGAGCGGUCUCUCGCGAGAACUCUUUGAAAGCUGGUGUACCGACAAGAGGAACGGCUGUAUUAUCGCCGGGUACUGUGUGGAGGGAACCCUGGCGAAGCUGAUCUUGUCAGAGCCAGAGGAGAUCCAGACGAUGUCCGGACAGAAGCUGCCGAUGAAGUGUUCGGUGGACUACAUCUCAUUUUCUGCCCACGCAGACUACAAACAGACCAGUGAAUUCCUCCGUGCUCUGAAGCCGCCUCAUGUCGUUCUGGUUCAUGGGGAAGCAAACGAGAUGAGUCGUCUCAAGUCUGCGCUGCAGCGCGAGUACGAGGACAACAGUGAGUACAAGAUGGAAGUGCACAACCCACGCAACACUGUGGCCGUCGAAUUGCACUUCCGCGGAGAGAAGAUGGCAAAGGUUGUUGGAACAUUGGCUUCUUCCAAACCGAAUCAAGGGACAAAGAUUUCUGGCAUUCUUGUGAAGAGAAACUUCAACUAUCACAUCGUGGCUCCUAAUGAUCUACCUACUUACACGGACCUGGCGAUGAGUACAGUGACCCAGCGACUCAGCAUCGCCUAUACUGGCACCAUGCCGAUGCUCCUCUACUACCUCAAUCAGCUUUCCGGGGACGCGGUACAAACCAAGGUCAACGACAAGGUCACACUGAGGGUCUUCCAGAGCAUUCUGGUUAUCUUUGAACCAAGAAUGGUGGUCAUAGAGUGGAUCGCCAACCCCAUCUCAGACAUGUAUGCCGAUGCGGUAGUGACCGUGAUUCUCAGAGCAGAGAAAGAUCCCAUGCCACAGAAAGCUGUACCAACACCGAUCAAGGUGGACAAGAAUCAUUUCCAGGAAUGUGUGAUGGACAUGCUACACGAGAUGUUUGGACCGGAGAGCACGGGAAAGUUCAUCAGACAGGACAAACUGACAGUUACCGUUGACGAGAAAUCAGCCGUCAUCAAUCUGAACACGCUGGAGGUAUCUUGUAAUGACGAGGCACUGCAACAGGUGAUUCACACAGCUGUGACGCGACUUCACCAGGCAAUCACACCACUUAAAGUCGCUUGAAAAUAGCAUGGGGGGAAAAAGCCUUGAAAAAAAAAAAAAAAAAUUCAGUUACUUUCAGCUGUUACUGGAUGUUUGAAAUUCAGUCUGCUAGUGCUAGAAAAAUUAUUUCAAAGAUUUCAAGGUCUGUCAAAUCCUCUAGCCCUUGGUUUUGGAUAAUAUUACUAAUAAAUAGGGCACUAGCCAAAACUUCUUUCUCGAAUAUUGGUACAAUGAUAAAUAGUGGCUUGAAGACGAUAUGUGAAGAACAGCCCAAGAAAAUACAAUUACUAGUCGGCAGAAUGUUACAGGAUGUCAAGUCUGCCAAGAAAUACCUAACUAAUCCAGCUAAAAAGUUUAGUUUUUUUAAAUCUACCUACAUACGAUGGUUAUAUUUAUUAUGGAUAACACUUUGAUCCAGUGACUUAAACUAAUAUAUCCACAUUUAAAAGCAUUUCAAAACAGAAAUCAGCUGAAGGAAAUGCUUAUGCUACAGACUUGAAAACAGUUGUUUUAACAGGGUCUUUGAUACAGCAAAUAUCAGGUGGAAAAGUGACAACAUUAUUCAUUAUUAAAGUUCUAAAAGUGCUGAAGAACUUUUCAUUGGUUUUGCAUUCUGUAUAUAUCUAGCAUCUCAUUCAUUGAACAUUAAAAUAUAUACUGUCAAAA